GCAACGACGUCGGCACCAUUUUUUCCUCCUUUCUUCCAUGGCGUGCUCCAGGAUUGUCGGGGACGAAUAACAAUUGGAGAAGCAACCGGGACAGAGCAUCAAGGGAGCAGGACAUUCACACCCCCAUGCUCGAGCCAGUCGAGAAAAACAAGAUUCCAUUUUCAGAACACAAGAACAAAAUGGUGUUUACUUCUCAUUAAAGAAGAGCCAAGUGAUACCUGCACAUUUGAGUUCUUGAGUCCCAUCCAUAUGGACUCAGAGAUGCAAGAAAUGUGCCUGUCCCCAAAGUUCAGUGUUCAGCUUUCAAGAGUAAAAGUGGAACCUCCUGACGCUGCAUGUCUACACGAACAGGGCCAGAUACAGGAACAGUACUGCAGCGAGCCUCCAUCAAGAAGCAAUAGCUACGGAGUGACAGCUGGGAUGUGUCACAUUAAAGAAGAAGCUAGAGAGGAAUCUCCAAAGGAACAUCCAAUCAUGGAAGUGGAAACGGAGCCUUACAAUAUUGCAAUCUCGACAGAACAGGACCAAAUGGGACGCAGCUGUGAGUCAAAAUCAGAAAGUGUGACAGUUGGGAUGUGUGACAUUAAAGAAGAACCUCAAGAGGAAGCUUCAAGUGAACAUCCAAUCAUGGAACUCAAAACUGAUCCUUACAAUAUUGCAAUCUCGACAGAACAGGACCAGAUGGGAUACAACUGUGGUUCAACGUCAGAAGGAGCAAGAGACACCACUGCUUUGCUUCACGUUAACGACCAGCCCAGAGGCACUUGUGAUCACGAACCUUCAGGAUGUACUUCUUCAAAGGCACAGUUCAAGGUCAGCAUAGUAAUGCUCGAACCACAAUUGGACAACACUCUACUAGUGACUACGAGCGAUAGACCCACUGGGCGUCUUCCAGGCCAGAGCAAGCCAUGUGCACUUGUGUACAUGUCAAAAGACAGCCUGAGACACCACAUGUGUGCACAGUGUCACGAUGAGUUUGAAACAUGUCCAGCUACUCCAACGGAUGUUGAGAUGGGAGAUGAGGGCUUUAGGUACGACGUCUGUCCCCCUACAUUCUCGCUAUCUGGGAGCGACGAGAGCCACGUGUCAAAGGUUAUUGACGAGAAGCCAUGCAAAUCUGAUCUUUGUUCUGCACAGUUCCACCAGAGCAGGAGGCUGUGUUGUCACAGUCAAACACAUAUGCGCGAGAAGCUGCACAAGAGUGAUCUCUGCCCAGCGAAAUUCAGCGGGAUUGCGCACCUUCACAAGCAGGCACACACUGGCAAACAGCCAUACAGUUGCGAUGCCUGCCCGGCAGAGUUCAGCGAGAGCAUAAAUCUACACAGUCAUAAGCAGACACACACGGGCGAGAAGCCAUACAAGUGCGAUGUCUGCCCUGCGCAGUUCAGCCGGAGCGACCACCUACAGCUUCACAAGAAGACACACACGGGCAACAAGCAAUACAAGUGCCAUGCCUGCCCUGCGGAGUUCAGUGAGAGCAUAAAUCUACAGUGUCACACACAGAUGCACACAGGCGAGAAGCCAUACAAGUGCGACGUCUGCCCUGCGGAGUUCAGCCAUAGCACAAGCCUGCGGCGUCACAAGCGGACGCACACGGGUGAGAAGCUACACAAAUGUCAUGUCUGCUCUGCAGAGUUCAGGUACCGUGGGAACCUACAGCAGCACAUGCGGACACAUACGGGCGAGAAGCCAUACAAGUGCAAUCUCUGUCCUGCGGAGUUCAGACAGAAGCCUCACCUGCUGAAUCACAAGCGAACACACACGGGUGAGAAACCAUACAAGUGCGACGUCUGCGCUGCGGAGUUCAGUCAGAGCGUGAGACUACAGCGGCACAAGAGAACACACACGGGUGAGAAGCCAUACAAGUGCGAUGUCUGCUCUGCUGAGUUCAGGCAGAGCGGGAACCUACAGCAGCACAAGCGAUCACACACGGGCGAGAAACCAUACAAGUGCGACGUCUGCUCUGCUGAGUUCAGCCGGAGUGCUCACCUGCAGCUUCACAAACGGACACACACAGGCGAGAAACCAUACAAGUGCGACGUCUGCCCUGCAGAGUUCAGUCGGAGCGGGAACCUACAGCAGCACAAGUGGACACACACAGGCGAGAAGCCAUACAAAUGCAAUGUCUGCCCUGCUGAGUUCAGCCACAGCGCCACCCUACGCCGUCACAAGGGGACACACAUGGGUGAGAAACCAUUCAAGUGUGAUGUCUGCUUUGUAGAGUUCAGCCAGAGCGGAAACCUACAGCAGCACAAGCGGACACACACAGGCGAGAAGCCAUACAAGUGCGAUGUCUGUCCUGCAGAGUUCCGUUACAGAGGGCAUCUACAGUGUCACAAGUGGACACACACGGGCAAAAAGCCAUACACGUGUGAUGUCUGCCCUGCUGGGUUCAGUCACAGAGGGCGCCUACAGCGGCACAAGCUGACACACACGGGUGAGAAGCCAUACAAGUGCAAUGUCUGCACUGCAGAGUUUAGUCAGAAAGUUUAUCUACAGCAGCACAAGGGAACACACACUGGUGGGAAGCCAUACAAGUGUGACGUCUGCACUGCGGAGUUCAGCCAGAGCAGGAACUUACAGCAGCACAAACGGACACACACAGGCGAGAACCUGUACAAGUGCGAUCUCUGUCCUGCAGAGUUCGUCCAGAGCUCGAGCCUGUCGUAUCACAAGCUGACACACAGAAGUGAGAAGCCCCACAAGUGAGAUCUCUGCACUGAGGCUUUCAGCCAGAUCAGGCACCUAAGCAGACACACACUGGCGAAAAACCUUACAGGUGCAAUGUCUGCCAUCCAGAGUUCAGCUGAAGUGAGAGCCUAGAGAAUCACAAGCGGACACACACACAGAGAAGAAGCCACGCAAGUGCGAUGUCUGCCUUGAGGUUUUCAGCGAGAAUGCGACCCUACAGCAUCGCAAAUGAACACACAUGGGCAAGAAGCCAGACAAAUGUGAUGUUUGGUACGGAGUUCAGACGCAGUCAGCACCUACAGGGUCGCAAGUGGACGCACAUGUGUGAGCUCUGCCCUGCGAGAGUUCAGUGAGAGAAGGAACCUACAACACCAUAAACACAUGAUUAAGCUAUGCCUUGCUAUCGAGCCAUGUGAACAUAAAUGUUAGUCACACACGCCUGACCUUAUAGCCUAUCAGAUGAUUGUUAUCGUGAGCUCCACAGCUCCAAAUGCUGAGCUAUGGUCCUAUCACAAAAGGGAUACACACGAGCGAGAAGCCACACAAACGUGAUCUCUGUCCUUCCGUGUUCUACAAAAGCACAUAGGCUGCGGAAUCACAAGUGGAGACACGAGGCCGUACCAGUGUGAUAUCUGUCCUGCAACCAGAGCACGAAUGUGGUACCACAAGCGAAAACACUCGUGCAGGAAGCCCUGCAAGAGCGAACUCUCUUUCAAGGUUCAGCGAUCAUGUAGACCUACAGCGCCACAUGCGGGCGAGGAGCCAGUGCUCUUAAAGGGACUACGAAAUUUCCCGAACCCCCAUACUUUUUUGCGAUGGAAACUGUUCUUCCCGCAGAGAAACUAAUAUGCCACAAAUUUUUCCGGACGAAAUCGCUCCACUCUGCGAGGAGCGCGCGCUGGAAAUGUCUCUUCCGCGUUCCUCCUCUCCCGCGCAUAUUUCCCUGCCGAUGGUGUAACUGUACGGACCGCUCUUCGGUUCCCCGUUACGUCACCGGUGUUGCACAAUGGCAAGUAAUGCCGCGAGCUCGCGCUGUGGCUGCCGCCACUGCCGAAAUCUGCCGAUCGCACGAAAGCUGCUGUCAUGGAGAUUUCCACUCCCGAUGAACGCAUACGCGGGAUCCUACGGCGCAUGCUCCUGGCGGGAUUCUCGGCUCGGCAACACGUCACGAUGACGUGUUGCUGAGCCGGCCGCGGUCGCGUCAAGUUACCCGUUGUGUCUCCGCUCGGCAACUCGUCACGGCGCGGCGCCAGCUUCAGUCCAGUUUCAUAGUCCCUUUAAGCAGCUACGUAUAUGCCUUAUGAAGCCGCACACAAGUGGGGCCUUUUAGGGUUAAAUAAAUGUAAUGAAAGUGCA
Ornithodoros turicata is the source of this 4047-nucleotide messenger RNA. RefSeq names its product zinc finger protein 431-like. The record is from RefSeq and is a predicted model, not a curated record. The coding region runs from base 250 to 2709 and encodes 819 amino acids. The transcript has 6 exons. NCBI's taxonomy places the organism in Eukaryota, Metazoa, Arthropoda, Arachnida, Ixodida, Argasidae.